Molecule: messenger RNA, 2013 nt
Organism: Daphnia carinata
Lineage: Eukaryota; Metazoa; Arthropoda; Branchiopoda; Diplostraca; Daphniidae
Gene: TTLL12
Product: tubulin--tyrosine ligase-like protein 12
Exons: 12
Coding region: 92-2005 (637 amino acids)
Biological process (GO): protein modification process
Source: RefSeq, a predicted model, not a curated record
GCAGCCGAUGGCUCUGGCACGAUUCUAUUACUAUCUUGGCUGGUUCUGAAACACUUUUCUGAGCAUUCUGACUAGUUGUAUUGUAUGUAAAAUGUCAUCUAUAGAACUUCUGGACGGCUUAGAUGGCCUUAAAAGCUUUUUAGCUCUUCAUUACGCACAGUUAAAGGCUUCGGGAAUUCCUGAAAUUUAUUGGGCGACGUUACACAGCAAACUUACGCAUUGUACCUUUGAUGCUGGAGAUAGCUUCAGUAUAGCUGAAAUUAACGAUGAUGUAACCCUCACGGACAAUACCUUUAACAGGUGGAAAGUUAUGGUUACACAUCCAGGAGGUGUAAGUAUGGCAGAUCCAGAACAUAUAUAUCUCAUCGACCAUGCUUGGACAUUUCGCCCUGAUCAAAUAAAGUCCCAGUUGUACAACAUCCCAGGACUUCUUGCUAGAAUGUGCAACCUUAUGGGUGUUACUUACCAUGAAGGUAUUGAUAAUGAAGCAGCCAUAAAGGAAGUCAUGACUGGUAUGUGGAAGUACAGUCAAAGCUACAGCAUAGGUAAUCAAAAUCUUGAAGCUGAAGAACGUCUUCCCAUCUGGUACAUCAUGGAUGAAUUUGGAUCUCGCAUUCAACAUGCUGAUUGCGCUACCGUUCGCGUUGUCCCGUUCUUUUACAUGACUGAGCAAGCUACUUACUCCAUUAUGUUCCCAAUAACGCAUCUCAAUGUAAACGACGAAGUUACUCGGGAUUUUGUUGAAGGCUCGGGAUCUGACGAAAUUACGCGAUCAGCUUUAUUGGCUCCCUGGUCGUCGGAGUUUUCUGAAAAAUUCCUCGAUUCCGUAAGCCUUGAACAAGUCGAACCGUCAUCGGACUACUUUUCGGCUAGUCGAAUGUCUGAAACACUUCCAAUUACCGAUGUUGAGAUACCAGAUCUCCCAAAAGAUCAACCCAUUCGAACUUAUGUCGAAUACGCUUUCAUUCGGGAUUACUUAAAACAUCCUAGAUUCCAGCUUGUUGAUAAUCCCGAUGAAGCAGAAAUUCUUUGGUUGUCAUCACAUUUUAAAGACUUCAGAAUGCUAAGUGAAAACAUCCCAUUCAAACGGAUCAACCAGUUUCCUUGUGAACAUUUGCUAACGGUAAAAGAUCUGCUAUGCAUUAUUGCCCGAAGAGCAAAUAAAAGUCCUAUGGCAUCUAACGAAGUCUUGAAAAAUGAACCUUGUUGGCUACCUACGACAUUCAACCUGAAAACAGAGCUUCCAAAACUAGUGGCUUAUUAUAUGGCGCAAAAGAAAUUAGGAAUGCCUAACUUAUGGAUUAUCAAGCCAUGGAAUUUGGCCCGUAGCAUGGACACACACAUCACGGAUAAUCUUGAUAUGAUUCUACGUCUGGCUGUUAGCGGACCAAAGAUAUGCCAGAAAUAUAUUGAUCGUCCAGUUCUCUUUUACAGAGAAGAUAUUAGCGCCAAAGUAAAAUUUGACCUGCGUUACAUAAUUCUCCUUAGUUCUGUCGACCCUCUGAAGGCUUUUGUGUAUCGACGUUUUUGGAUUCGGUUCGCGAAUAGGCCGUUUGAACUCGAUCAUUUUGAUGAAUAUGAACGCCAUUUUACUGUUAUGAAUUAUUCGGCUUCCAAUCUCCAUCAGAUGUUCUGUCAUGACUUCGUCAAAUAUUUUGAAGAGCAGAAUCCUGGACAAGAAUGGCACAAGAUCGAAAAACGGAUAUUUUCGAUGCUUUCCGCUUUGUUAAAAGCCAGCACAGAAAAGACGGCAGAUACCAUGUCAUCUCUGACUUCUGCGCCACAGUCACGCGCAAUGUAUGCAGUUGACUUAAUGUUAGCGUGGACAGAUAACGUAUUAGAUGGCGAUGACCCAGGGCCAUUCAUACAGCCGAUGUUAUUGGAAGUAAAUUGGGCGCCGGAUUGUAAACGUGCUUGCGUUUAUUACAAGGAAUUCUUUGAUGACGUAUUUUCUGUCUUGUUUCUUGAUGAAACGGAAGGGAGACAUGUCCAAUUGUUGGAAUAAAAAUUACG